CGUACUUGUCGUCUUGUGAUGCAUCGAUCUAAUUUCCUAGGCAAUUGCCCUCCUUGUUUCUGGGACCAUAUGAUAAGCAUAUAUAGUUAUAGUUGUAGUGCUUAUGUUGCUCAACUUCGCUAAGCUGAUCUAAAGCUAAAACACAGAGAAGAUGACCCAAACUCAGUAUUUUAGCAGUGGGUUAGAGUUGGCAAAUUCCGUGGUGAUCCCUGAUAUCCUACAACAAACAUGGACUGCAAUUAGUGAACUAUAUAAAGAAACCAGUCAAAAAGAAGAACCAUCUUCCUCAGUGAAAUUCAAAAUUUAUGAACCACUAAACUAUACAAUCAUAGCUUUUUUCACUUGGCCUGCCAAUAGCAAAGACUGUGUUCAGGGAAAUGAAGGAGGAGAUUUUGUUACAUCAUCAGCUCUCAAGGGGUAUUUUCCUCACUUCAAUUUCCUGUGCCCCAAAGGCAACCAAAAGUUCUCCAUUAACAAACCUGCCUUGGAGCUUUUUACCUCCAUUUUUUAUGUGCUCCCGAAAUCUGUGAUGACCAAUUCCAAACCAUUGAUUAUCACUGGAAACUCUCUGGGAGGAUCUGUUGCCUCUCUCUUCACCUUAUCGCUGCUAGAAAAAUUCAAUUUUUUAACCACCAAACGCCCACUUUGCAUCACUUUUGGUUCACCCCUUAUUGGUGAUGAGGACUUGCAAGAAGCCAUAUCUAAAUAUGCAGCAUGGAACUCUUGCUUUUUGCAUGUAGUUUCUGACCAAGAUCCAGUUCCCAGAGUCUUAAUUUCUCAAACUAGUGUUUACAAGCCUUUUGGAACGUUUCUCUUGUGUUCUAAGCUGGGUUGUUCUUGUUUUGGGGACCCUCGAACCAUUUUGGAGUUGUUGAAGGCAACCUAUUCAGGGAGUCCUGGAAAUCAAGAUCCUAAUAUGGUUUUUAAGUCCUAUGGAACAUUUAUGAAGAAUAUCAACCGAAAGGUAAUUUGUAAGGAUACCACACACUCGUUUGAUUGGACUACACCACCAUUACGGGCAAGCAUUAUUACACAACUAGCAGCAAUCGGACUAGUGCCACAACAGCAGGCCCAUAACAUUGAUAUCAACGCCAUCAUUACAAAGACAGAAAACCAGGAAAAGAAGUUAGCAUUGUUUAAGAAGCAGGUUUUUGAUCCCUCCAUGAAGUUGAAUAAGGUAAAAGUACAUAUGGCCAACCUAGAAUGGUACAAGAAGGUGGCUAAAGACAACAAAAUUGGAUACUAUGACAGCUACAAGAAUGAAAGCCACACAAGUGAUCUUGAUGUGGUAAUCCAUAUGAAAACCCUCACAUGUUACUGGGAAGAACUGGUUAAUGAAGUAGAGAAAAGGCCCCAAACAGUAGGUGCCUCCCUUCGAACCGGUUGGCUCUUUGGGGGAACAAAUUACCGAAGGAUGAUUGAACCAUUGGACAUAGCUGAUUACUACAACAAGGGAAAAACAGACUACAUAAAUCAAGGAAGGCCUAAACAUUACAUAAAAUUGGAGCAAUGGCUGAAUGAAACAGCAAAACCUGUAGGUGUUUCGAAUGAUUCGAUGAAACAGAACGUGGCGUCAAUUCUGACGGAGGAUUCUUGCUUUUGGGCACAUGUUGAGGAGGCUCUCAUUUCAUGCAAAAUGCUGACUGGCACAGGAUCAAGUGAGAUGGAUAAACAAUCAUCAAGGGACAGCCUGUUUAAGUUUGAAAACUAUGCAUAUGGUUUGAUAAAAAAUUAUGUAGUGUCACCUGAGAUUUUCUUGCAGGGAAGCAGCUUCAUGCAAUGGUGGAGAGAGUAUGAAAAAAUUAUGGGAACUUCUUAUAGUUCAGAUCUCGCUAAGCUAAUGAAGGAUUAUAGGAAUUAUGACAAGUAUGCUUCAGGCUCCCUAUAGAUUUCCUAAGAGAUUUCAAUAUCUAUAUCUGCACUUUCCUUCAAACUUGUCUUGGUUUCAAAAGUUCUUCUCCAAUAAAUUAAAUUGUAAAUUGAGGACAUCAUCUUUUCAAUUAUUAUUAUUACUAAUCAUGGAUUUGCACCA
Quercus robur (English oak) is the source of this 2032-nucleotide messenger RNA. RefSeq names its product senescence-associated carboxylesterase 101-like. The record is from RefSeq and is a predicted model, not a curated record. The transcript has 4 exons. Gene Ontology annotation, biological process: defense response; lipid metabolic process. Bases 152 to 1888 code for a protein of 578 amino acids. Gene Ontology annotation, molecular function: carboxylic ester hydrolase activity. NCBI's taxonomy places the organism in Eukaryota, Viridiplantae, Streptophyta, Magnoliopsida, Fagales, Fagaceae.